Nicrophorus vespilloides is the source of this 2014-nucleotide messenger RNA. It is a transcript of the gene RanBP3, whose product is annotated as ran-binding protein 3. The transcript is spliced from 4 exons. Gene Ontology annotation, molecular function: GTPase activator activity. The record is from RefSeq and is a predicted model, not a curated record. NCBI's taxonomy places the organism in Eukaryota, Metazoa, Arthropoda, Insecta, Coleoptera, Silphidae. Gene Ontology annotation, biological process: protein export from nucleus. The coding region runs from base 26 to 1381 and encodes 451 amino acids. Gene Ontology annotation, cellular component: cytoplasm; nuclear pore.
UGAUAUAUAUAUAUAUAUAGUACGCAUGCUUCUUAUAAGAUUGUAUGUGUGUGUAUAUAUGUAUAAAUGUAUGGUAAAGAUGGCAGAUCCACAAGCAGUGAAGUCUCCAAUUAUUAUGAAAGUGGACAGUCCUGUCGAGGAUAGGAAGGAACAGGAAGAGAACGAAUCGAACAAUGAGGUAGCUGGGGGAGCUCCACAGGUUUGCUCACCGAACAGGAGAUCUUUCAUAGCGGCGUCUAGGUUCGGUGUGAAUCCGUUCGCGCUGAGACCGAACAACGUGUCCACGAAUUCACCCUCAUCGAAGAUGAGCAAAUCAGUGCUGAGGCCGUCACAGCUGGGGCAGAUGAAGCCGUUCGCACUGAAUCCGAGCAAACUGAACGCGUUCGCCAAACCUUCGAAUAAUAAGGAGGAGAUGGAUGAGGAUGAUGUUGCUGCUGUGACGACGACGACGACCACAGAUGAUGAUGCUGUUGCUGCUGCUGAUACGACGGAGGAGAGCAGUUCGAACGGUGAUGCGCCCAAAUUCAUGCCACUGAUCGUGUCGACGGAGAAGAGCGCCGGCGACAGCAGCAGUCUGAUAGGACCACCACCGUCGACGACGGGGAGCGCUUCGUCGCACAGCUUCGUCUUCGGGCAGAAUCUGCAGGAACGCGUCGUCGCCGAUGGAGCCGGCGAGGAGCCGAAACCGUCGACGAGCGUCCCGACGAACGGCACCAGCGACAUGCUCUUCAGCAGCGCCGCCGUCAAGGAGAGCCCCACCGUCUCGACGCCCAGCAAAACGUUGAGCGAAUCUGCACGCGAAUACGAGGAGCAGCGGGCGAACAAACGAAAGUACGAUGAGGUGGAGGUCGUCACCGGCGAGGAGAACGAGACGAACAUCCUGCAUCUCUGCUGCAAGCUGUUCGCGUUCGACAAGGCCGUGGGUAAUUGGCAGGAGAGAGGCAGAGGCACGCUCAGACUGAACGACCAGCAGAUCAAAGAUGCCGACGACAGGAGUUACACGCAAUCGAGAGUGCUCUUCCGCACCACCGGCGUCCUCAGGCUCAUCCUAAACACGAAAAUUUGGGCAGAGAUGACCGUCGAGCAGGCGAGCGCGAAGAGCAUCCGAUUCACGGCGAUGGACGCGUCCGGCGAAAUCAAGGUGUUCCUGGUGAUGGCCAAUCCGGAGGAGAUCAAGCAACUUUACAGGCAUCUCAAGGAGAGGCUCAGCAACGAGCAGAAACUGCAAGACCUGAAACGAGUCAACCGAAAGGUCGACAACAAAGACGAGGGUGACGUUGAGGAGGAGGAGGAAGACGACGACGAUGCGCAAAAGAAGGUGAAGAAGCUCAAGGACAGCGGUGAGGAAGUGGCGAAAGGGGACGGGGAUAAGAGCAAAUGAACCGCAGCGUGUCACGUAUAGUUAUUAUAUCAUUUUGUUCCCUUCCAAAUUUCAUCGUCGUCGUCGAGUGAAAUCAGUUUGUGAGAGAGCAUCCAACCAAGUGGAUUGCUGCAUAAGUGUUGUGCGUGUACGUGCGUCUUUUUGGGAUGCGAGAACUCAAACACACGGACAGGCAAUAAAAGUAAUUCAAAACAUAUUCCUUUUUUUAUAUAUAUAUGUAUACUAUCUCAGUUUUUUUUUGGGAGAGGAGCGAUUUUUUUUUCCGGACAAUCAAAGAGCCACGCCCACCCGUAAACGAAACCUGCAACUAACACCCGCCCCGCCCCCUUUUUUACCAAACUCCACCCACUAACAACGCCCCCGCCCCACACAGACAAGCGAGUUGGAUAGUUAUUAUUAUUAUAUUGUAAAAUUUAUACAUAUGCAGAUGGAAGAAGGAACAGAAAUCGUUUCUAUCUUUUUAUCUCUUUUUUUUUUUAAUUAUUAAUCUUAACGACUUGUUUUUCUUUUGCAACAUUCAAUAGUAAUAAAUAAAACUGGAGAGAGUAAUGCAACGGACAAUUUAUCAACUUCUCUAAAUGAAAAACAAACAAAACAAAACAAAAACGGUAUGCGUUUAUCUUAAUCAGUUUU